This is a messenger RNA of Poecile atricapillus (Black-capped chickadee), 1989 nucleotides long. RefSeq names its product Krueppel-like factor 5. NCBI's taxonomy places the organism in Eukaryota, Metazoa, Chordata, Aves, Passeriformes, Paridae. Gene Ontology annotation, biological process: regulation of transcription by RNA polymerase II. The record is from RefSeq and is a predicted model, not a curated record. The transcript is spliced from 5 exons. The coding region runs from base 66 to 1400 and encodes 444 amino acids. Gene Ontology annotation, molecular function: RNA polymerase II cis-regulatory region sequence-specific DNA binding; DNA-binding transcription factor activity, RNA polymerase II-specific.
UCCCCCUUUUUCCCCCUUUUUUCGCCCUUUUUUCCCCGUUUUCCGGGCCCGUCCCCGCUGGGGGGAUGAGCAGCGGGCUGGUGGACGCCGCGGUGUUGGCACCGCUCAAACCCGUCAGCAUGUCCGGGGACCCCCAGGAGGACACCCCGGUCUUCGAGGACAUCAAAGCCCCCUCCCGGCCCCUGGAGAACCCUCCCGACCUGGCACAGCUGCACCCCAUGAGGAUGGACCAGCGGAUGCCACCGCUCAUCCUGGAGGCGCGCUCGGAGAUGGACAAGUACCUGUCCAGCGAGGUGCCGCCCGUGCCGAUGCUCCCGGACAAGAAGUACCGCCGGGAGAGCGCCUCGGUGGUGGACGAGUUCUUCUCCACGGAGAAGCCCAGCUCCGCGCCCUACAGCGUGAACAUCAACGUCAUCCUGCCCGACACCACCCACCUGCGCACGGGGCUCUACCGGCCCCCCAAACCCAUGGCCCCCUUCCCGCAGAUCAAAACCGAGCCCGGCACCGGCUUCUCCCAGCCCUGCUCGUCCUCCUCCGGCCCCACGCAGACCCUGCCCGACUUCACCAGCGUGUUCAGCAUGCCCCAGUCUGUGGCGGUCAACAACAUCUUCAUCAAGCAGGAGAUGCCGGCCGAGAUCCCCUUGUCGGCCCACCCGCAGCAAUCCCAGCUCUUCCAGCUGCCCCUGGGCGCCUCUGGAGCCGACAUCCCCACCCUGGCGUCCUCCUCCAGCAGCACCACGGCCAUCAGCUGCCUCAGCGGGGUCACCAUGUCCACGGGCUCGGUGGCCAGCGUGGCACACAGAGCCGUGCAGCCAGCGGCGCCCCUCAAGCAGUUCCCACACGUGGCCCAGGGACAGGGAAGCUUUGGGAACAUCCCCGGGCAGUUCUACCCCGCCCCGGGGGUGACUCUGCCCCCCUCGCCCCCCAACUCGCAGCCUGGCAGCCCCGAGAACCAACCCGAGCUCAUCAACACCAUCUCUCCCCCGCCGUCCUACGAAGCCACUUUUGGACUGAAGCUGGUCCAGUCGUCCCAGAUCCCCCCAGGUCCCAACGGCGUCGGGGGCCUCCCCCAGGGCCACGUUGUGAUGCAGCCCCCCAAGUACAACCGGCGCAACAACCCCGAGCUGGAGAAGAGGAGGAUCCACCACUGUGACUUCGCAGGAUGCUCAAAGGUUUACACCAAGAGCUCCCACCUGAAGGCACAUCAGAGGACUCACACAGGUGAGAAGCCCUACAAGUGCACGUGGGAGGGCUGUGACUGGCGCUUCGCCCGCUCGGACGAGCUCACCCGGCACUUCCGCAAGCACACGGGGGCCAAGCCCUUCAAGUGCCUGGCGUGCGGCCGCUGCUUCUCCCGCUCCGACCACCUGGCCCUGCACAUGAAGAGGCACCAGAAUUAGGAGCCUCCCUUCCCACUCCUCCGAGAGCAGCUCCAAGUCUUCCCUUCUCCCAGGGAAGGACCUGUACAUAGGAACGACCCCGCGCUGUGAUCGACCGAGGCGGCAGCAGAGCCCUGCCAGCCCGGCCCCGACCCUGUCUGGUUUUACAAGAGACUGAAACCCACCCAGCUCAUUUCAAACAGGCCCUGACUGCAGACUGAUCUCCUGACCAGGCUCCUGGUGGCACCGGGGCGAUGGAGCUUGCAUUCCCAAGGGCUUUCUUCUGGCAAUCCCGCUAUUUAUUUGUCACUCAGGAGCGACUUCGAGUCUCAAGGACUUUUGGGAUGGGUGAGGCCUGGGAGGAUGUGACAGCUUGGCUGUGACUGGUCUCACUUGGACUCUGUUGGACAGUCCCGUGGCAAAGCCAUGGAUGUGACACUGUGUGACCAUGGAUGUGACACUGGUACCAUGGACGUGGCACUGUCCCCCAUGGUGUGACCAUGGAUGUGACACUGUCCCCAUGAUGUGACCAUGGAUGUGACACGGUGUGACCAUGGAUGUGACACUGGUACCAUGGACAUGGCACUGUCCCCAUGAUGUGACCAUGGAU